Molecule: messenger RNA, 3287 nt
Organism: Haplochromis burtoni (Burton's mouthbrooder)
Lineage: Eukaryota; Metazoa; Chordata; Actinopteri; Cichliformes; Cichlidae
Product: small nuclear ribonucleoprotein 35 (U11/U12)
Biological process (GO): mRNA splicing, via spliceosome
Cellular component (GO): U12-type spliceosomal complex; precatalytic spliceosome
Molecular function (GO): mRNA binding; snRNA binding
Source: RefSeq, a predicted model, not a curated record
AUUUGUCACCACCUCGUAGGCCAGGCCAGUCACAGGGCCAAAGGAUGCUAUCUGGUGGAAAGGCAGGCCUGGUUUCUGUGGACAUUUUAAGGAAAGAGAAAGAGGAGAACAGACGCAGAGAAAAACACAAUCAGCCACUUGAAGAUGAAUCGCGUAACGCUCAGACGAUUUUCAGAGACAAAAGUGGCAAAAGGAGGGAUCUGGAUUCAGAGAGAGAUGAACAGAAAAAGAAAGCUGGUGAAAAAGCGGCAAGAGACGAGAAAUACGCUCAGUGGGGAAAAGGGUUGGCACAGAGCCAGAUGCAUCAGCAGAAACUUGAGGACGCGCUGCACGAAGCCCAGAAGCCACUGGCACGUCACCGUGACGAUGAGGAUCUUGACCGCAUGUUGAGAGAACAGGAAAGAGAAGGCGAUCCUAUGGCUGCAAUGCUCAGGCGUAAAAAGGACCGUGGCACAAAAACACAAGAAAUGGAGUGUGGAGGAUAUGUAAAGGCUUUCAGAAAAUGAUGAAUCUGGAGCAGAGCUAAAGAGCACACCUGCUCAACCUUUAUGUAUAAUUUUUAUGCUGUUAGAACAACAAGACUAGAUGCAUCUACGCAGCAAAAGUUCUUUUUUAAAUAAACUACAUAGAAGAAUUUGUUUCACCUUUCCAAACCCUUUUGAUACUGUACCAUGUGUAUCAGAUGGAACUGUACAGAAAAAUGAAGUGAAGCAUGUUCACAAUUUUUGUAAGAAGUUAUUCACCGUGGAGCAGAAGCUGCUGUGGUUUCAGUGUUUUAUUAAAGAAUGUUUUUGUAAUGCAUUGUCCCAAGAGUGUUCAGGCACCUGUAACUUGGAUAGCAUUUGACAUUCAGUCUUUUUAGAUAAUUUCAUACACUUACCACCCAUUUUAUUAGGCAACAGUAACUCAAAUAACCGCUUGUUACAACCAACAUAUUUUGGUCCUGGACAUAGAAAUAGAGACAUGUCCCUCAUGACUCCAAAAUGAAACGUAGUGCACAGCAACCAAAUGCUGAAAGAGAGUGUCCACAGCUGACUGUCGAUGGUAUGGUAUAGCUGUGAGGGUUUUGUGUACAAGAUAAAUGCACAUUUGAGAGUUCUGUGGUGUAGCUAAAAAAAGACUGGCCUACAGAGAUGUGAAAAAAGCGGCAUUCAAAUAAGCCAUUCCUUGCCAUAUUAAUCAGGGAGUGCAUACACUGACAGGAUGAUGUGACUCACAGUGAGGGAAUCAGGUUGGGCUCUAAUAUUUUUUCUAGUAAUGUCCGAUUCAGUCUAACAUCUGUAAAAGUUUUAAGGCACUUUCCACCAGCACUAUCAAAAAGAAUUAUGGAAGAAUGAUUUGUAGAAUCAAGGAAUCGGUGUCCUGGUUGCACAUGCUAGACCAAUGGCUUAAUAACACAACAAUGCUAUUGCCUUUAAUCUGUCACUAUCUAUGCUAUUGAUUAUGGUGUAAUUAUAUAAAAAAAUAAUUUUUUUUAAAGUGACAGUAUUACUUGCAGUAUACUUGCAAAUUUGUCGACUGAUGCUAUAAUUAAUCUACGUUAUCUAUUUUUAAUUUAAGUUUUAAGUUGGUCUAAGUAUCUUAGCACAGCGGAACUCUAGUAUCCUUAGUCGGGCGAGUAGGGGGACUUUAAAAUGUGACACACUCGACCCCGUUUCAUUACGGAAUGUUUUUGUUGAUGCACUUGGAAGAGUGAAAAGAUUCAGCGGUACUGGUAUGGUUUAACGGGUAAUUGGCGACUAAUGCAGAGAAAUAUUAGCCCUGAAAACUGUUUGUAAAGCCCGUCAGUCUCCUGUGCCAUCGUUCUAGUUUAAAAUGGCUGACUGGAGUCCGAUAGCGAAGGUGUACGACCCGCUGAAAGCUGGUAGCAUCGACGGCACAGACGUGGAACCCCAUGAUCGAGCGGUCUGGAGGGCCAUGGGUGCCAGGUACAAGCCCAACAAAGGCGUCGUUGGAGACCCACUGCUCACGCUUUUUGUGUCCCGCUUGAACCCACAGACCACCGAAGAUAAACUACACAAAGUGUUCUCUAAGUACGGAGACAUCCAGCGGCUCCGGCUGGUCCGGGACAUUGUCACGGGUUUCUCCAAAGGAUAUGCCUUCAUUGAGUACAAAGAGGAGCGGUCUGUGGUCCGGGCCCGCCGGGACGCCAACAAGCUGGUGGUCGACCAGCAUGAAGUGUUCGUGGAUUUUGAGCAAGAGAGGACUCUUAAAGGAUGGGUGCCGCGGCGGCUCGGCGGCGGGCUUGGAGGGAAAAAGGAAUCCGGACAGCUGCGGUUCGGCGGCAGGGACAGGCCUUUCCGUAAACCCAUCAAUCUCGGGGUAGACCCGGUGCAGGAACGAGGUGGUGGUGGUGGAGGGAGGGAGUGGGACAGACCAAGCGGGAGAGCCAGAGAGGAUCGGGACCGACACAGAACAGCAGAGUGGGGCAACAGAGGAAGGAGAGAUGACCGGGACAGAGGCCGAGAGUGGGAUGACCGCAGGCACGGAGACAGGAGCAGGCACCGGGACCGGAGAUGAAGCAUGUGGCUGCACUUCAGCGGUACUGCAAGACUGACGGAUGGUUCAAAGCACAGCUGAAGGCUUUCAAAGGAGGACAGUGAAUGAGUGUGUGACUUGGAUAACUGUUUGUGUGAAAGGUUACUUUUUUGUAUGCUAAUAUUCUUCAGAUUGUACUGUAUGGUAAUCAGGACUCUGCCUGUGGCAGAGUCCUGAUUCCCAGUUCUUCUCAGGGAAGUCUCAGGAAUGACAAAGUAGGGUUGUUGUGUUUUGUUGGGGUUUUUUUUUUUUUUUACAACUCUUUAUUCUAGCGAAAAAAUUACAAUACGGGUGGUGUCCAGCCAAAUGAGGCGUACAUCCCGGAUGUCAAACAUGAGCGCCAGCAGCCAGAAUCACUGCUUAAGAGUCCAAUUGGAUUGCUUUGGGUAAUCGGAACUGUACUUUUAUACAGUUAUUAUAAAUAUUAUUACCCCACAUAUACAAUUCAAAUUUUAUUUCUUGCAAUUUAAGUCCCAACAGACUUUUUUCCCCAUUUACUACAGAAUGUUGUUUAUCAUUUAGAUAAACUGAGACAAACCAAACUGCAUUUCUUUUUCUGAUAUUAAGAUAUUCCAGGGAUUAAAUGUGUAGUUAAACUUCUUUUCACUGACAGAAAGGGAAGUUUCGCUGGUCCGGCCCACUCAGUGUCAAAGGCUAUAUGUGACUCACAAUGUAAAAUGAGUUUGCAGUUUUGUUUUGUUUUUAAAAAAGCAUAAGUUUAAGAGCACAUUGUCAGCCCCAUUUCUUUU